UCAAAUCUUAUCAGAUCAUGGCAGAUGAUGACGCAGAAACGUACAAACUGUGGAGGGUAAGGAAGACAUUGAUGCACCUUUGUCACGACAGAGGCUAUCUUGUCACUCAAGAUGAACUGGACUUCACUUUAGACCAGUUUAAAGAACAAUUCGGUGACAGACCGAGUGAAGGAAAACCAUCAAGGAGUAGUUUAUCUAUAUUGGUUGCUCACAAUGACGACCCUACUGAUCAGAUGUUUGUCUUUUUUCCUGAUGAUGAAAAAGUAGGGGUUAAAACUGUCAAAGCUUAUUUUACGAAGAUGCAGCAAGAAAAUAUAAUGAGAUCGAUAAUAGUUGUGCGAGGUGGUAUGACACCAUCUGCCAAAGGUGGGAUUGUAGACAUGGCCCCUAAGUACAUCAUGGAGAUGUUUCUUGAAACAGAGCUUCUUAUUAACAUUACAGAGCAUUCUCUUGUGCCAGAACAUAGUGUGAUGACUGACGACGAGAAGAAAGAGCUAAUGCAGAGAUAUAGGCUGAAGGAAGCACAGUUGCCACGUAUUCAAACAUCAGAUCCUGAGGGGUAA
Messenger RNA from Bolinopsis microptera, 563 nucleotides. RefSeq names its product DNA-directed RNA polymerases I, II, and III subunit RPABC1-like. Gene Ontology annotation, molecular function: DNA binding. Lineage: Eukaryota; Metazoa; Ctenophora; Tentaculata; Lobata; Bolinopsidae. Gene Ontology annotation, biological process: DNA-templated transcription. Gene Ontology annotation, cellular component: RNA polymerase II, core complex; RNA polymerase III complex; RNA polymerase I complex. The transcript has a single exon. The coding region runs from base 18 to 563 and encodes 181 amino acids. The record is from RefSeq and is a predicted model, not a curated record.